AUGGGCGCCUAUCUCUAUGGGCGCAUAUCUCUAGGGGCGGCUAUCUCUAUGGGCGGCUAUCUCUAUGGGUGCCUAUCUCUUUGGGCGCCUAUCUCUAUGGGCGCCUAUCUCUAUGGGCGCCUAUCUCUAGUGGCGCCUAUCUCUAAGGGCGCCUAUCUCUAUGGGCGCCUAUCUCUAGGGGCGCCUAUCUCUAGGGGGCCGCCUAUCUCUAUGGGCGCCUAUCUCUAUGGGCGCCUAUCUCUAUGGGUGCCUAUCUCUAUGGGCGCCUAUCUCUAUGGGUGCCUAUCUCUAUGGGCGCCUAUCUCUAGGGGCGCCUAUCUCUAUGGGCGCCAAUCUCUAGGGGCACCUAUCUCUAUGGGCGCCUAUCUCUAUGGGCGCCUAUCUCUAUGGGCGCCUAUCUCUAGGGGCGCCUAUCUCUAG
Closterium sp. NIES-65 is the source of this 420-nucleotide messenger RNA. The record is from the annotation of a GenBank genome assembly. Lineage: Eukaryota; Viridiplantae; Streptophyta; Zygnematophyceae; Desmidiales; Closteriaceae.